CUCAGGAAGCUCAGCAAAAAGAGAAUAGGCCGCUAAAGUAGCGAGUGUCUGGUUGACUCACUGCCGGCUCAUCGAUCAGAUCACGUCGACGCGCCCGACACCUGACAAGAAGAAAUGAGAACGUCUGUUGUGCUGUGCUGGUCUCUCCCUCUCCAGUCACUUCUGUCUGACCUGCUGCAGUGCAUGAAUCUCCAAAUCAGCACCCGUGAAGACAUGACUGGCGGCCAACGUGGCGUAUCCCUCCUCGCUGAAGCUGCCACGAUACGUCAUGCGCCUCGGCAGCUCCUCACGCGACAGCCACUGACAGCCGCUGCGAAGGUCGCCAGCCGGACCACCCUUCCCGAACCCCAACCACAGCCGAGCACCGAUGGCCACCUUGCAGCACAAGGGCCCCAAAAUUUCCGUCACCGCCCCCCCAAUGCCGGCGACCUUCACGCGCUGGUAGUGGUGGGGCACGGUGAUCUUGGUGAUGCCCUGCUGCUCAAAUGCGCCACUGAUGGAGUAGAAGGUAACGGGGCAGGGUGUCGUCUCGACUGCCGUGGGGUCGUCUGGCGGCUUGAGCUGCCCCUUGAUGUGGCUGGCGAAAGUGUGGGCGCCGGUGUCCUUGAAGACCAGCAGCAGAUCGACCGCACCGCCCACCUUGGCGAAGAGGGCCUCAUAGGUCCAGCCGUCACGCUCACCCCUGGCACACACAGAGGCAGGAGAGCGGGAGUGCGCUUGAACAUCAGCCAUGGCCCCUCCUUAGGCACUUCACUCACUUGUAGAGGAGCUGUGAAGUCAUCGGUGUGUCGGUCGCCAUGUCGAUGAGGGCCUGGAGGUCGUCAGCAGAGAGGAUGGGGUCAGCCGGACGAGUGCUCCACACCUGACCCACAUCACAUCAGCAACACAAUGGAGAGUCAUGAGGUCCGCAUGGAUUCGACGCUUCAUGGCCAUGUGUGGCUGACCUGGUACACUUCCAGUCGCGUGGCGGUGAAGGCCUGGCUGCUGGCUAGUGUGGCCCGUCCCGCCUCGUCGUAGCUGCCCAUGUACGUCUCGCCGCCGUCGGGCAGAUCAUCCCUUCGCAGCCACUGGUGGCAGUGCCGAAGGUCGCUAGUCGGCCGCCCGUCUUUUUGACCCAGCCACAGGCGGCCGCCACCGAUGGCCGCCUUGCCACACGGGAUGCUGCCGGUCUUCACCGCCCCCUCGGUGCCGGAGACCCUCACACACUGCCAAUCGUGGGGUAUGUUGAUCUUGGUGAUGCCCUCCAAGAAUGCGCCACUGAUCGAGUAGAAGGUAACGGGGCAGCCGGUGCGCAGCUCAGAUGUGGGGUCAGCUGGGGGCUUGAAGGGCCCGUCGAUGUGGCACGCGAGCGUGUGGUGGUGCUCAUCCUCGAUGACGAACAGCAGGCCGUACACACCCGCCACCGCCACUCGUGCAAUCAGAGCCCCAUACUGCCAGCCGUCACGUGAACUCCUAAGCACGACAGAAGAGGGCCAUUCAAAAGAAGGCCAUCAUUCUUCCCGCCCUCUCUGCUGUGCGUGGUCCGCUCACUUACUUGAAGACGCACUUGAUGUGGCUGUGGGAUUUGCCGAUCAUCGAGAGGUACACUUGCUCCAUAAGGCCAUACAUUUCACACACAUACAGCAGAUCGCCAGGCGAACCACACGUCGGCAGCGGCGUGACGGCAUCGGGGGCCAGCCGAAUGCGACGCACGUAGUCCACUAUCCUGCCAACACAGUACAACACAACACAACACGUACAGAGUACGUACAGACGGUGUUUUCCACCUCGCUGGUGUCAUAUUACUCACUUGUGCAAGAGGGUCAUGGACACAUCGACCACCGGCCCAGUAUACCUGCACACACAAAGAGAAGGGGGCAUCGCCAGCCCUCUGUGUGGAUCACUGACUACUGACUUGGUGAAUCGGUCGUAGAGUGUUUGGAAGUCAGCCAGUGUGGCGUCGGUGGUGGCGACCGCUUCGCCGUCCACACACACACUGAGCACCUCAGUGCCGCCCGUCCCACCAAAUGACGAGCUGAUGAAGGGCCCCAUGAUGGCCAUGAAGUCACGGAAGGCGCCACUCUCACUGUCGCCGGGCUGCGCAUCGAUGGUGAGGGCCGUCUUGGACAGUAGGAAGCGGUCGUGGUAGAAUGCGGAGGCCCGGCGUCCGCCGUCACAGAUAGCUCUCGAGCCGAGAAGUAGCUUCAUAUCAAGCCUGCAUUGCAUCACCACACACGCAUACACAAGCAGUGAGCACUGCUGCAUCAUGCCAGCACGCAUGCCUCUCACCAGUUGAAGUACUUGGGAUCUGCGUCGAUGAAGUGAAUGCCGUUAGUGUCUGUGACCAUCCAUUCCUCAAAGCGGUGCAGCAGCACAGCCAAGCAGGUGUCCCUCAGACCUCGACGGAGCAGCUGACCACGGGGGAAGGCCAUCACCGUCCCACCCACGUUCAGCAGCAUCACUCUCGCCCUGCUCUUGUCUGCUGGCUUGCUGCUGGCGCUGUCUGCUGUGCCUUUGCUGGUCGACGACGGGCCCUUCAUAGUUGGCUGCCGCUGGUGGUUCAAGUAGUCGAUCUCGAUGAAGCCGCAAUCUUAGGCUCGCGACCCACCCUUCCUCUCCCUUCCUCUCCCUCCUGACUCAUUCAGCGUGUCUUCCUGGUGCCGCUGAUCGCGUCCAGUCAGCUCUCUCCAUUUG
Messenger RNA from Vitrella brassicaformis, 2673 nucleotides. The record is from the annotation of a GenBank genome assembly. Lineage: Eukaryota; Vitrellaceae.